AUGUCUGCUGGCAGCUGCGUCCCACUGACUUUGGCCUCGAUCCAUGACAGCACAGCCGCGUCGGAAGAGCGCACAACCAAGGCCUACACAUCUGCUUGGUGCUGCUUCUAUUGGGCCAAGUGGGCAACUUACUCCCUGAUGGUCGGCGAUGCGGUGGUCACGGCCGGCUAUUUCUUGAAAGCGGAGAUGUAUGUAGCGAUGCUCUUUUCCGUGCUUGGCCUUGCAACAACAUACGCCAUAUUGCACGCACAGGAGACGCCCGGCUUAGAAAUCGCUACGGCCGCUGUGCUGGAGCAGUACCUUUCAGAGCGCUUGCGCGUUCAGCAAGGAUACCUCGGCCAGCGAAGCUUUGCAAGUACUUGA
Symbiodinium pilosum is the source of this 363-nucleotide messenger RNA. NCBI's taxonomy places the organism in Eukaryota, Dinophyceae, Suessiales, Symbiodiniaceae. The record is from the annotation of a GenBank genome assembly.